AUGGAGCCGGAAAACGAUCAGCCUACCCUUUCUGAGGAGUGUAUUAGGGAAAAGACCCCCGAAACAAUGCAACUUCCUGAAGGAUACGAUAUUGGACACUACUUCGAAUACAUUCUCCCAUACGAUCUUGGCGAUGGGAAGACAGAAUACACAAGGAAGCUCCCCAUCGUCCUGAUACACACAAAGAAGCCGAAAAACGACCAGCCUACCCUCUCUGAGGAGCGCAUGAGGGACAAGACCCCCGAAACGCAACUUCCUGAAGGAUUCAAACCUGAUGGGUCCUGCGUAUACAUUAUCCCAUUCGAUCAUGGCGAUGGGAAGACAGAGUCCUCCGACGCAGGUCGUUGA
Molecule: messenger RNA, 348 nt
Organism: Metarhizium robertsii ARSEF 23
Lineage: Eukaryota; Fungi; Ascomycota; Sordariomycetes; Hypocreales; Clavicipitaceae
Exons: 1
Coding region: 1-348 (115 amino acids)
Source: RefSeq, a predicted model, not a curated record